AUGCGUUUCACAGCUCUGGUCAUCGGCCUUCUUGCCUGCCUGGUGUCGUCCGUCACCGCAACCGCCCUGACGUAUAGACUCGAGGCCAACGAGAAGGCCUGCUUCUACAAGUUUGUCGACCAGCGGAACACCAAAGUCGCAUUUUACUUUGCUGUCCAAUCCGGCGGUUCUUUCGAUGUCGACUACGCUGUUGUCGGACCUGGCGAGAAGUCGGUCCUAGAUGGCACCAAGGAGCGUCAGGGAGACUUUGUGUUCACGGCCCAGAGCGUUGGUGAAUACCGCUUCUGCUUCAACAAUGAAAUGUCCACAUUCGCAGAGAAGAUGGUUGACUUCGAGAUCGCGCUUGAAAACGAAUCCCGUGCAGAACUCCCCUCGCGCCAGGGCGCCAACCCCGAACAAGCCUCCGCUAUCGAGGAGUCCAUCUUCAAGCUCUCCGCCCAAUUGUCCACCAUCUCGCGCAACCAGAAGUACUUCCGGACACGUGAGAACCGCAACUUCAGCACUGUGCGCAGCACCGAGCGCCGCAUCUGGAACUUCAGCGUGAUUGAGGGUUUGAUGAUGGUUUCUAUGGCUGGGCUGCAGGUGUUUGUUGUGCGGUUCUUCUUCCAGGGAGCCCGCAAAGGUUACGUGUGA
Aspergillus puulaauensis is the source of this 633-nucleotide messenger RNA. RefSeq names its product emp24/gp25L/p24 family protein. Gene Ontology annotation, cellular component: endoplasmic reticulum; endoplasmic reticulum-Golgi intermediate compartment; COPII-coated ER to Golgi transport vesicle. Bases 1 to 633 code for a protein of 210 amino acids. The record is from RefSeq and is a predicted model, not a curated record. Gene Ontology annotation, biological process: protein retention in ER lumen; Golgi organization; endoplasmic reticulum to Golgi vesicle-mediated transport. The transcript is spliced from 4 exons. NCBI's taxonomy places the organism in Eukaryota, Fungi, Ascomycota, Eurotiomycetes, Eurotiales, Aspergillaceae.